This is a messenger RNA of Alosa sapidissima (American shad), 2521 nucleotides long. It is a transcript of the gene ccdc43, whose product is annotated as coiled-coil domain containing 43. The transcript is spliced from 5 exons. The record is from RefSeq and is a predicted model, not a curated record. Lineage: Eukaryota; Metazoa; Chordata; Actinopteri; Clupeiformes; Clupeidae. Bases 77 to 718 code for a protein of 213 amino acids.
UCUUUAUUGAGCUUCAUAUUCUAUUCAGGCUGUGUACAGCUACCUCUGUGUCAUUGAAGGACCCCGAACAGCCAAGAUGGCUGCGCCCGGAGAAAUCAACGGGGAGUUUGAAAACUGGUUAAACGAACGAUUAGAUUCCCUUGAAGUAGACAGGGAUAUAUAUGGCGUUUACAUUCACGGUGUUCUUCAGGAAGAGGAAAAUGAUGAAGAAAAGAUUGACGCCUUACGAGGCAUUCUGUCUGCUUUUCUGGAAGAAGAUGCAUUAGAAACUGUCUGUCAGGAGAUCAUAAAGCAAUGGACCGACUAUUGUGCCAAGACUGCAGUCACUCGGAACAAGACAGAUGCGGAGGUGCAAGCCAUUGCUAGCCUGAUUGAGAAGCAGGCUCAGAUCGUUGUGAAGCAGAAAGAAGUGUCUGAGGAGGAGAAGAGACGGAAACAAGCCCUACUAGAGCAGUAUGCCCAGAUCACUGAUGAUGAAGAUGAAGAUGAAGAGGAAUCAGCCGGAGCUAUGGCCAUCCCCAGCGAUAAAUCCCUCUUUAAAAACACUAACGUGGAGGACGUGCUAGGUCGUAAGAAGCAGCAGCGGGACCAGGCCAAAGAGGACUCCCAGAAGAAGAAGGAGCAGGACAAGAUGCAGCGGGAGAAGGACAAGCUGGCCAAGCAAGAGCGGAAGGACAAAGAGAAGAAACGCACACAGAAAGGAGAACGCAAAAGAUAAAGCAACCAGACGGGAUGGGAGGCAGGACGGAGUAUCUCAAAUCAAAAGUAAUGGACUACUCAGAUAUCACAUUUUCGCACCUCAAUUGCCAUUUUCUAAUACAGAAAUAACGAUUUUUCAGAAGUUUGCUUGUGCUUUGGUGGAUGUAACUAGAAGGAAAUGAGAUAUUUUCUUCCAGGCCUUCCAUGUUAUGUUUAAGUGUACUUUGCUUUACUCUCCUGAAGAGAUCUGCUGUCAACGUAAAGCCAACAUGCAGAAAGUGUUUUUUUUUUUUUUUCUGCCAUAACACUCGCAUAGAUUUUUGAUAUUGAAUUAAUUCAGGGUGACAAUAUGCAUGUAUCAUCUCUCCAAAACAGCUUUGCCUUAAAUGCAUAUAUGUUUGCUGUAACCUAAGUAACGGUCAUCUGUGUAGAGAUUAUGUGUCAGUAGAAGGGCUUCAUGUCAGAUCAGUUGUUUCAGCCUCAGAGGAACAGGAAGAAAGGAGAACUUGUUUUUUUUUUUUUUUAAAUAUAGAAGCUAAACAGUUUAUUCAACCCUGGAAAUACUUUUGAAUUUUUACAGAUUUUUUACAACGUUUUCCCACUGGCUCCCUGCAACAAAUAGAGAGCCCAAGUCUUGCCCUUUUCUGUCAGUAUAACGCUCGAUGGUGUUUUAUGCCCCCAAUGUCGACUUAAAGGCACCUAAUCCUAAAUCUAACCCCAACCCUAACCUUAACCCAUGCCUAAACAUAGCGCCUUCCAGGCAGCGCUGCCUUGAAGACAACGUUGGGGGCAUAAAACACCAAGAAACUCAGUGCAACUAAUGGCGUCAUGAUGGUGACAGUAGGGAGCGCUGGACAUUCUGCCACUCCAGAGCCGCUCUGUGCCACUUGGAAUUUGGAAGCGCUAACUUGGAAUCUUUUCAGUUGUAUAGUAACACAAUGUGUAUCAGCUGUGCAGUAGUACGAGUAGGUACAGUAUACAUAACAUCAACGUGACAGUUACGGAGAGUUUAAACAGUUUCAGACAUUAUUAAGAAAGUGGACUGCAUUCAUAGUCAUGAUUCAUCUCUUAUUUUGUUUCCAGCUGAAGUAAGACAUUUAGAAUAUUGAUGAAUUUUGAUCAUGAAUCAUUAUUAGUCAUCAUAAUUAAGUGUUAAACAAGCACAUAUGUUUUAAGUUGAAGUAAAUUAAAACAUUAAAUAGAACAGCUGUGUAUCUACAGUGUGAGUAAUGCUAGAGCAAGACUGCUCUAAAAUGACAAGAUUUAGAGUAAUCUUGCUCUGGGCUUAUUAACAUUUAGUUGAAGAAUGAGAUCAAUUGGGUUAUUGGGUUAACCAUGAUGUUUCUGCUAUAUUUUCUAAGUAUAAACAGAUCAGUUUUCAAGUACCGGUAGUUGAAAUGUCAUCUGUAUGUCAGAAUAAUGUAGUGGCAUCUGGUCCAGUUAAGCUGUAUGAAAUAAGAUUGCAUCAUGUGUUCUCCACUUGUGUGAUCAUACAUCAUUUGUACUGGUUACAGAUUACAACACACUGAGGGAGUGUGUGUCAUCAAUGUCCUACAAAUUAGGCACCCCUGUCCUAGACCUUGUUUGUGAUGUUUUGCACAUCAGACGUGUAUGUAACAUUUAUAGGCAUCUUGUUAGUGUGAGGCUGAAACCAAGGAUGGUAUGGCAGGCCACUGUAAGUGCUCUUUUCCACCAUGCACAAAUUUCCUGGAGUAGAGCUGCAGGCAUUUCUUCCACCCCUUCCUAAAAAAGAUCUUAAUCCUGUUGAACAUUUAUAUUCUCAGAGUUGUUUUAUACUUAAAUAAAGUGAGCAGAGAACGGU